AUGUCGACGUCAAAAUUUCGGGCAACUUUGGCACACGAUAUCGGUAGCCUAUUAAAUGAUGACGGUGAUUUAGAUGAAUAUAACGUCGUAAUUCAAGUUGGUCAACCUCCUAAUUCUCAACGUUUUUAUGCUCACUCUAUUAUUUUAAGAGCCAGAUCACCUUAUUUUCGCACGGCGCUCUCAAAAAAAUGGGCGAAAAGGGAUGGUGAUGUUAUGACGUUCUCAAAACCGAACAUAGCACCAAAAGUCUUCGAUACCAUCCUCCAAUUUAUAUACAGCGGAGAAGUUUCACUACAAAACAAGAGUAUUGCGGAUGCCCUCGAACUUUUGGUGGCAACCGACGAAUUAUUAUUAUCGGAGUUGUCAGAUUAUGUACAAGAAUACCUUCUUUGUCAGGAGGCUGGAUGGCUAAAGGACAAUAUAAUAGUACUUUGGAGAAAGAUUCACCAAUAUGAGUCAUGCCGUAAACUUCAGGAGUAUUGCCUUCAACUGAUUUGCAAAGAACCUCGCUAUCUUUUCGAUUCCGAUGAAUUCUUGACGAUGGACGAGACAUUACUUAUUCCAUUCUUGAAAUUGGAUAAUCUGCAAAUUAGUGAGGUUGAAAUUUGGAACCACAUAAUCCGGUGGGGAAUAGCGCAAACCCCACUCUUGCCACAAACUCACAUAACCAAUUGGACUACCGACGAUUUCGAUGCCCUUGCCAAGAAACUGAAAAACUGCAUGCCGUAUAUUGGAUUCUCACAAAUUUCUUCGUCCGAUUUUUUCGACAAAGUGUGGCCGUACAGAAACAUUUUACCUGUGCACAUGUUGGAGGAUAGCAUGAGAUACCAUUUGAAACCGUCCUGUCCACCACAACCUGUUGUAUUUGCAAAGAGGCUACAAUUUGAUUCUGCGCUCAUUCGGCCUUGCCACGCCGCACUGCUCUCUAGUUGGAUAGACAGACUAGGGCAAAAAAGAUACUUAUACGAAGAGAUUCCCUAUAGAUUUCAAUUACUGAUUAGGGGCACGAGAGAUGGAUUUGAUUCAAGCACCUUUCAUGAAAGGUGUGACGAUAAAGGUAAAACUGUGGUAGUGAUGAAAAUCCACGAUACUGGAGAAAUCAUUGGAGGAUUCAGUCCAAUUACGUGGAUGGUAAGAGAUGGAUAUUGGAAUACAGAAGAUAGUUUCAUAUUUACCUUUGGUCAUCGUGGCGCGAUAGAAGAUGCAAAAUUGAGUCGCGUAUCAAGACAAAGAUCUUAUUAUGCGAUAAGAUUUAACGGAAUGGAGUAUGGCCCGUGUUUUGGUGAUAGAGAUCUUUCGAUGAAAGGUGUCUUCAACAUGGAAGGUAGUUGCUCUUGCCAAAAGGAUGAUUAUCUUGAUGGCGUUACUGAUUCAACUUUAUUUUCGGUUGAUGAGUAUGAGGUUUUCAAA
Molecule: messenger RNA, 1410 nt
Organism: Acaulospora colombiana
Lineage: Eukaryota; Fungi; Glomeromycota; Glomeromycetes; Diversisporales; Acaulosporaceae
Source: the annotation of a GenBank genome assembly